AUGUAUCGGACUUUGGACGAUGUGACAAGGUUGCUUGUGUUAAGCGUCAUCCAUGUUUGCCAUGUCGGCAAGAAAGCGGUGCCGGAAGAGGAUUCUGAAGAUGACCGUGGCCGCCAACUGGAGCGCGGCAAACGUGCUCGACCCCGUGCCAUGAGCACAAGGAGCCAAAGCAGCACUCCAAAGGCUAAGCGCCAAGGCGCCAAAUCCAAGGCCAUCAUCACCAGCAAUGAUGACAUGGAAUUGGACGAUGCGGCAGUGGCGGCGCCUGAGCCAGCACCGGCACCAGUCAAGGUGACCUAUCAAAGGUGUCCUCAAGCGGACAAGGGAAUCUGUUCCAACCCUGUCUCUGCCACAGAACCCAGCUAUGUGGAGAUUGAUGAGCUGGAUGAGGAGCAAUUGAUUGUUGGUCCAGCGCCAAAGAUGGGGGCGCCAUAUGUUGAGAUCCCACCUGCCCCAAAGGAUUGCGGCAAGGCUGCCAAUCCAGUCAGUGGACUUCAAGAGGACGACUACGCCAACUCCACCUCGCCGGUCUGGUCGCCUGGCUGCAGCAGCUGUGUGCAACGGCAGCUGAUUUGCUGCCAAGGCUACAACACUAGCCAUGACCCACUCACGGUGUGCGCACGCUGCCACCGCACUAAACACAAGUGUGGCGGUAAAGGAUCUGCCACCCCUGCAACAAGCAGGAGACCUGCUGCUAAUCACACUAGGUCUAAGUCACGCUGCAAGGCUUCCACGGUCAAUGUCACCACCGUCCCAGAUGAUCAAGCCGCUUCCUCAGGCGAUGUCGCCGCCACCACCACCACCGUCCUUUCCCCCACCGCCGCUCCUGCCACUGCGCAUGUUCCUGCGCCAGACAGCCAGACAGUUCUGGCGCUCAAGGAGGAUCUGGCAGUGCUGCAAACAAUGGUGGCCUCUUUAGUGGACAGGGUGAGUACUGGCGAGCAGCUGCUCCAGGAGGUCAACUGGCACCUUGCUGAGCAGGAGGCCAAUGCCCAGCUGCUGGCCGACCAGGUGGCCGCACUGCAGCGCGAGUUGAACUCCGAUGCUGAGUCCACGGCAGCGGAGAUUCUUCCUGUUGUCAUAAGGACAGAUGCCGCAGAGACGCUGGCUGCCGCUGCUACCGCUCUGCCUGAGGAUGAGUCGCCCCUCAAUAGUGGAGACUCAGCUAUUGAUGCGGUGGCAUUCAGAACAUUGCUGCAUGUUCUGCCGCCAGUGAUAAUCAAAUCCACCGCAACAAUGCUGGCAUAUCCGCUAUUGAACAUUGCCGCAGCAUGGUAUAUAACCUCACCUGGUCCUAACAUUGCCGCAUUACUGCAACACCCAGUGCAACAAUUGGUGUUCCUGGCUAUCAUGAAUGUGCCUGAUAAUCAAAUGCGCCACACUUGCGCCGCAUAA
Suillus plorans is the source of this 1395-nucleotide messenger RNA. RefSeq lists its product as uncharacterized. Bases 1 to 1395 code for a protein of 464 amino acids. The record is from RefSeq and is a predicted model, not a curated record. The transcript is spliced from 6 exons. NCBI's taxonomy places the organism in Eukaryota, Fungi, Basidiomycota, Agaricomycetes, Boletales, Suillaceae.